Molecule: messenger RNA, 795 nt
Organism: Charadrius vociferus (killdeer)
Lineage: Eukaryota; Metazoa; Chordata; Aves; Charadriiformes; Charadriidae
Gene: CUEDC1
Product: CUE domain containing 1
Exons: 10
Coding region: 1-795 (264 amino acids)
Source: RefSeq, a predicted model, not a curated record
AUGAGCAGCCUGGCAGAGUCCCUGCGCUCGCACGCCUGCUCGUCGAUCUUGGAGCGGACCCUGGAGCCAGACAGUUCGGAUGAGGAGCCCCCUCCCGUCUACUCCCCUCCCGCGUACGAGAGCCAGACGUUCGGCAGCCGCUACCCCCGCCCGCUGGUGGAUCUGGGCAUGGGGGCUGCCGUGCUGCGGCAGACGACGGACGUGCCGGGGCCCGGCAGCACCCCGGCACCCGGGCGCUACAGGAACUGCCCCCCGCCGCUCCUGGGGAACCUCCCCGAGGACUUCCUCCGCAUCCUGCCCCAGCAGACCCCCAGCGCACAGAUCGCGCUCUUCCUGCAGAACGAAGAGUUCCUGAAGGAGCUCCAGAGGAACCGGGAUUUCCUCCUCGCCCUGGAGAGAGAUCGAUUGAAAUAUGAGUCAAAAAAAUCCAAGUCGACCAGUGUUGCUGUCAGCAACGACUUUGGUUUCUCCUCCGUAAUAUCAGGUGACGUAGCCCCCUCUGUAACCAGCGAGGCCGGCGGUGCCGUGUCUGACGAUGCCUUAUUCAGAGACAAACUGAAACACAUGGGAAAAUCCACUCGCAAGAAGCUGUUUGAACUCGCCAGAGCCUUCUCUGAGAAGACAAAGAUGAGGAAAUCGAAAAGAAAACACUUGUUGAAGCACCAGGUGAUGGGGACGGCAGCUUCCACGGCAAAUCUUCUCGACGAUGUCGAAGGACAUUCGUGCGAUGAAGACUUCCAAGCGCGGAGGCAGCAGCUUCGGGAGGAGGAGGAGACGCCGAAGGAAGGGCAGUAA